AUGAGGACCAAGUAUGCUAUAGUCUUCAUCUGUGUAGUGGCCCUGGUCAUUAUUGAAAAGGAGAGCAAUAUCUUAUCAAGGGUCUCUGACAAGCUGAUCCAAAGACAGACCCCGCAGCAGACCCCGCAAACCCCAUUAGGUUACAACAAUGCAACGCAAAACGGCUCCAUGGCCAUGCUCAAACUGCUGCUCUCCAGACUUGGUGACAUGAAACUGAAUUAUUCCAACCCUACCGAGGAGCAGGAUGAAGAAGAGGAUAUAGGCAGCUACAGUGGCAGCCAUAAACACAUAUUACUCUUGGCCACGACUAGAACCGGCUCCUCAUUUGUCGGGGAGUUUUUCAACCAGCAUGGUGAGAACAUGUUCUACCUGUUUGAGCCUUUGUGGCAUGUGGAGCGCAUGCUGACCAUGGCUGCCGGAGGCUCAAACGGGUCGGUGUCGGCAGGGAUCUACAGAGACGUUCUCCAGGGACUCUUCCUGUGUGAUUUUGGUCCUCUUGAGAAGUUCAUCUCUCCGCUGCCUCAGGACCACGUCACCCCAGACCUCUUCCGCAGAGAAUCUAGCUUAUCCCUCUGUGAAGAACCUGUUUGCAGUCCUGUGGUCAAGGAUGUUUUCGAGAGGUACCACUGUAAAACCCGACGUUGUGGACCCCUCAACUUGACCCUUGCUUCUGAAUCCUGCCUCUCUAAAAGACACCAUGCCAUUAAGACGGUUCGUGUGCGACAGCUGGAUACACUACGCCCCUUAGUAGAAGACCCUCGCCUGGAUGUGAGGGUAAUCCAGCUUGUGAGAGAUCCGCGGGCCAUCCUAGCCUCCCGCAUGGUGGCCUUCUCCUCAAAGUACCAGACAUGGAAGGCCUGGGCGCAGGACGGCCAGGUGCCUGAAGAUGACGAGGAGGUGAAGAGGCUAAAAGGAAACUGUGACCAAAUCAGGGUGUCGGCAGAGGUGGGGCUGAGCCAGCCUGCCUGGUUGAGGGGGCGCUACAUGCUAGUGCGAUAUGAGGACAUAGCCCACUACCCCAUGCAGAGGGCAGAGGAGAUGUACCGGUUCGCAAGGAUACCUUUCAGCCCUCAAGCCAGGGAGUGGAUUCUGAGGAACACCCAGACCACGCAGGAGGCUAGUGGGGUUUACUCCACCCAAAAAAACUCCUCAGAGCAGGCACUGAAGUGGAGGUUUAGCAUACCCUUCAAACUGGCUCAGGUAGUGCAGAAGGUGUGUGGACCCACCAUGGAGCUGUUUGGGUAUAAGUUUGUGGAUGAUGAAGAGACGCUACUCAAUAAAUCCAUCAGCUUACUGGAGGAGAGGUUGUUUCACUACUCAUAUUAUCAGUGA
Messenger RNA from Lampris incognitus (smalleye Pacific opah), 1332 nucleotides. RefSeq names its product carbohydrate (chondroitin 6) sulfotransferase 3a (gene chst3a). Gene Ontology annotation, molecular function: N-acetylglucosamine 6-O-sulfotransferase activity; chondroitin 6-sulfotransferase activity. Lineage: Eukaryota; Metazoa; Chordata; Actinopteri; Lampriformes; Lampridae. Bases 1 to 1332 code for a protein of 443 amino acids. Gene Ontology annotation, biological process: N-acetylglucosamine metabolic process; carbohydrate metabolic process. Gene Ontology annotation, cellular component: Golgi membrane. The transcript has 3 exons. The record is from RefSeq and is a predicted model, not a curated record.